Messenger RNA from Fusarium fujikuroi IMI 58289, 1275 nucleotides. RefSeq lists its product as uncharacterized. NCBI's taxonomy places the organism in Eukaryota, Fungi, Ascomycota, Sordariomycetes, Hypocreales, Nectriaceae. Bases 1 to 1275 code for a protein of 424 amino acids. The transcript has 2 exons. The record is from RefSeq and is a predicted model, not a curated record.
AUGGCUUCUCAAUCAGGCUCUGAUGGGGCCUUUCGCCAGUAUCUUCCCGACCUAAAUCAGCCACGCUUCCAGAAUAUGAAGAAGCAGGAUUCUUAUGAAUACGCCGAUGUUUUUAAGAAGGAGGGCCAACCGCCUUGGCUUCAUGGACUGUACUUGCACUGGCGUAACUUGUUUCAGGAACCCUACAAGGGCAUCACAAAUGAUGGUAUUGUAAGGGACGGUCUCUUUGAGCUGCAAGAUGAUGGUAUACCCAUCGACACUAUCGUUGAGGCCGCGAGUAACCUCUGCGCCAGUCUGAGUCAGCACCAGGCGCUCAAGACAUGCUACCACAUCGAUAGUCCUGAAUGGCGCUCAUGGUCAAACCCAGAGUUUCUCCUCAGCGAUAAAGGCAUCCGCCUUGAUGAACUCUCAAACGAGUUGAGAUCUAAGGCGCUCAAAGUUCUGGAACUCACGCUCUCGCCAGAAGGCUACCAAAAAGCCAUUGGGGCCAUGCGAGUUAAUCACUUCCUGGGCGAACUGGUCGAGACACCCGCCAUCAUGAACGAAUUCUCCUAUAACCUUGUUCUUUUUGGUGAACCUUCGACAACUCGGCCUUGGGGCUACUCAUUCUACGGCCAUCAUCUGUGUCUGAAUAUCUUCCUUUACAAGACUCAGAUUGUGGUGUCGCCGUGGUUUACUGGCGCGGAGCCUAAUCUCAUUGAUGAAGGACCUUACAAGGGUACAAGGAUCUUGGACAAGGAAGAAACCCUCGGGUUGCGUCUGAUGCAGAGCCUUUCACCAGAGCAGCAAAAAACAUCACAAGUGUAUAAGCUUAUGAAAGACCCCGCCAUGCCUCACGGACGGUGGAAUCAUGAUGAUCAACGCCAUCUAUGUGGUGCAUAUCGCGAUAACAGAAUCGUUCCCUACGAAGGAAUUCUUGUGUCCGAUAUGUCAACCGAGCAGCAGGAAUACAUCCUCGGCAUCGCAAAUGAGUUCUUUCUUUAUUUGCCGGAAAAGGCGAGAAAGCUGCGCCUGGACCUGUUGAAGAAGUGGUUCCAUGAGACUUACUGGUGCUGGAUCGGAGGAUACGGCGAUGGUGAUCCGUUCUAUUAUCGGAUCCAGAGCCCGGUUGUGAUAUUUGAGUUUGAUCACCAUUCGGGUGUGUUUUUGAAUAAUGAGGAGCCUGCUAAGUUCCAUAUCCAUACGCUCAUGAGGACGCCUAAUGGAGGGGAUUAUGGUAUGGCGCUGAGGCCGUUGAUACCGGGGAUUAAGCAGGAGUUUCUUUGGGAGGGGUAG